Sphaerodactylus townsendi is the source of this 7286-nucleotide messenger RNA. It is a transcript of the gene ITGB4, whose product is annotated as integrin subunit beta 4. The transcript is spliced from 35 exons. Gene Ontology annotation, cellular component: cell surface; membrane; integrin complex. Lineage: Eukaryota; Metazoa; Chordata; Lepidosauria; Squamata; Sphaerodactylidae. Gene Ontology annotation, molecular function: integrin binding. Bases 529 to 5121 code for a protein of 1530 amino acids. The record is from RefSeq and is a predicted model, not a curated record. Gene Ontology annotation, biological process: cell migration; cell-matrix adhesion; cell adhesion mediated by integrin.
UUUUCCUUAUUCAGUCCUGAAGAAGUGGAUUUAUUAGACAGAGCAUCGUAUUGCUUUUUAGAGACUGUUUGUUGCUUUGUUUUUGAUUUUCCUUUUCCGACUACCAAAUAAUCCCUUCAGUGAAUCUUUGUUGGAGAUGUACAGCUGGGUUGGGCUCUGCCUCAGCUUCUAGCGUCAACCUUUUUCCUGUGGGUGGGUGUCUUUUUAAACAUGUUUGCAGAGGAGAAGAGAGUACAAGCUUGGCUGCCCAGGCUGUUCUUGCCCAUACAGGUGUGCAUAACUCACAGGAAUGCCAGACAAACCUGAGUCACAGAUAGCCUCCCCCCUCCAUCUGCGUGCACACACACACCUGAGCUCAAAUAAAACUGUCUCUUCCGACUUCGCUUGCUUGUGAGAAGUUCCCACAGCUGUAAUGCAACCUCUCCAUAUGCCCCAGUGAAGGAAAGCAGGCAGUCCGAAACAGCAGUCCAAAAGAGGGGGAGAAAAAAAAGGUGAAAGUCAACAGUUGAUCUGAAGGAACCAGGAUCCAUGCAGAGGAACAGAAUGGACAAGCUGCUCCAAAGGUCAUUGCCUGGGCUACUUCUGUUGUCCCUGCUAUAUAGCAUGUGCUUGAGCCAAGGAAACAGAGCUAAUCCCUGCGUGACUUCCAGAGCAAAAAGCUGCACUGAAUGUAUCCGAGUGAACAAGGACUGCUCUUUUUGCACCGAUGAGAACUUCAAACAGUCCCGCUGUGAUUUUAGAGAGAACUUAGUAAGAUAUGGCUGCAGCAAGCACAACAUAGUGUUCAUGCAAAAAGAAACACUGACACUAAAGGAAUUUAGAAUUGAUACCUCUCUGAAGAGAACACAGGUAACACCACAACAGAUGUCUGUGAAGUUGCGUGCUGGCGAGGAAGCUAAUUUUCAGAUGGAUGUGUUUGAGCCACUUGAAUCUCCUCUGGACCUCUACAUUCUCAUGGAUUUCUCCUAUUCUAUGUCUGAUGAUUUGGACAACCUUAAAAAAAUGGGCCAGCAACUUGCAAAAUUCUUGAGGGAGUUGACUGACAACUACACUAUUGGCUUUGGCAAGUUUGUAGACAAGGUUUCAGCUCCACAGACAGACAUGAGGCCUGAGAGGCUGCGCGAACCCUGGAGCAAUGCUGACCCUCCCUUCUCCUUCAAGAAUGUCAUCCGUCUCACCCACAAUAUUGAUGACUUCAGCAAAGAGUUAAUGACAGAACGGAUAUCUGGCAACUUGGAUGCUCCAGAAGGUGGUUUUGAUGCCAUACUGCAAGCUGCUGUUUGCAAGGAUAUUGGCUGGCGGGAAGACAGCACACAUCUUCUGGUGUUCUCUACGGAGUCUGCCUUCCAUUAUGAAGCUGAUGGUGCCAAUGUCCUUGCCGGAAUUCUGAGGAGAAAUGAUGAACAGUGCCAUCUGAACGUAGCAGGCACUUACACCUUUGACACCAAGCAGGAUUACCCCUCUGUGCCUACCCUAGUGCGACUCCUGGGACAGCGCAACAUCAUCCCCAUAUUUGCCGUCACCAACCAUUCUUAUGACUACUAUGAGAAACUGCACAAAUAUUUUCCAAUCUCUGAAAUUGGCAGGCUGCAAGAAGAUUCCUCCAAUAUUGUUGAGUUGAUCCGUACAGCUUUUGAGCGUAUCCGUUCCAAGAUGGAUAUUCGUGCUGACUACACCCCAAAAGCUUUGAAAACAGAAAUAACUUCCAUGAAAUAUGAAAAGACUGAAACUGGCUCGUUCCAAGUUGUCCGAGGGGAAGUGGGCACAUUUGAUGUGCGUGUGAAAGCUCAUGAGCAUGUGGGUGACAUACCAGUCUGUGAUCUUCCAGAGAAAGACCGGAAGGGUUUUAUUCACUUGAAACCCUCUUCUUUCAGCAACAAAUUAGAGAUUGAUGCCUCAGUCAUCUGUGAUGCCUGUCCCUGUGAACAGCAAACGGAACUCACAUCAGCUAGGUGUGAUUUCCAUGGAGACUUUGUCUGUGGCCAAUGUGUCUGCCACUUAGGCUGGCAGGGAGACAUGUGUAACUGCUCCACAUCUUCCUCGACUGACAAUGCAGCUUGCAUACGACCUGGUGAAGAAGAGCCUUGCUCUGGGCGAGGCCUGUGCCUAUGUGGGAAAUGUCAGUGCUACUCUGAGCAUCUGACCCAGCAGUUUGAGGGUACAUACUGUGAAUACGACAACUUACAAUGUCCCCGUACCUCUGGAUUCCUCUGCAAUGACCGGGGUCGCUGUUACUUGGGCCAAUGUAUGUGUGAAAGCGGUUGGCAAGGUCCAGGUUGUGAGUGCCCCACAAGCAAUGAGACUUGCCUCUCCAACAAUGGGAUGAUUUGUAACGGACGUGGGAAUUGUCAGUGUGGCAGAUGCAUCUGUGAGAACCCCAACCUUUAUGUUGGACCCACCUGUGAAGUCAGCUACUCCUUGGGCUUUCAGCUUGCAUGUGAAAAUAUCCGCAGCUGUGUUCAAUGCAAGGCUUGGAGGACUGGCGAGAAGAAAGGGAAGAAUUGUACAGGCUGUCCUUUUGAUAUUAAAAAGGUGGAUGAACUGCAAAAAGAUGGAGACAUAAACACAAUUUGUUCCUUCCAAGAUGAGGAAGAUGACUGCAUUUACCAUUUCACUGAAGAGAAUCCCAGCACAGGAGGCAACAGAACUGUGCUUGUGCAAAACAAGAAAGAGUGCCCAGCAAGAAGCUUCCUUUGGCUUAUCCCCUUGCUAAUACUACUGAUGCUGCUUCUUGGGUUGCUGCUUCUAUUGUGCUGGAAGUUCUGCGCUUGUUGCAGGGCUUGUUUGGCCCUACUGCCCUGCUGUGCACGAGGUCGCACUGUUGGUUUCAAGGAGGACCACUAUCUGCUUAGGCAGAGUCUGAUGUCCUCAGACCAUCUGGACACUCCUAUGGUGUGCACUGGCAACUUGAAAGGCGGAGACGCAGUCCACUGGAAGAUUAACAACAAUGUGCACAAGCAAGGCUUCUCUUCCCUCGCUCUCAACCCCAAGGAUAUGAUCACGUAUGGGUUGUCUCUCAGAUUGGCCCGGCUCUUCACCCAAAAUCUUGCAAAACCAGAUAGCCGUGAACACCAGCAACUACAAAAAGAAGUGGAAGAGAACCUGAAUGAGAUUUACAGAACUAUCCCGGGUGCCCACAAAUUUAAGCAGACAAGAUUCAGGUUACAGCCAAAUUCUGGGAAAAGACAAGACCAUACAAUUGUGGAUACUGUGCUCACUGCCCCCCGCUCAUCCAAGAAUGACAUUGUGAAAGUAACAGAGAAGCAUGUCUCGCAAGAGGCUUUCAAUGAUCUGAAAGUGGCACCUGGUUACUACACUGUAAUCUCAGACCAAGAUGCCCAUGGCAUGGUAGAGUUUCAAGAAGGAGUAGACCUGGUGGAUGUCCGUGUUCCCCUCUUCAUCAGGGAUGAUGAUGACGACGAAAAACAGCUGCAGGUGGAGGCUACUGAUGUUCCUGUGGGUACUGCACGGAUUGGUCGCCGCCUUGUCAACAUCACUAUAAUUAAAGAACAAGCCAAAAGCAUCAUUAGCUUCCUAGAGCCAGCUUAUUCUUACAGCCGCUUUGACAAGCUGGCAAAAAUCCCUGUUGGCCGUGAAAUACUGGAGAACGGGAAGUCGCAGAUAACGUUGCGGACACGGGAUCACACCGCCCAGGAAGGCAAAGAUUAUAUUUUUACAGAGAGUGAUUUGAUCUUCCUGCCUGGAGAGAAGCGGAAGGAGAUUCAAGUACCAUUGCUGGAGCUGACUGAGAUAGAUGCCUUUCUUAACAACCGGCAGCAGAAGCAGUUCAUUGUGGAUCUCAUUGAUCCAAAGUUUGGGGCAAAAACUGGCAAAUACUCUCAAACUAUCGUGACAAUUGAUGAUCCAGAAGCUGUGGAUGGUAUAGCAUCAAUGACAGGCCUAGGUCAACUUCCAGUGUCUCCUAGAAGCAGGCUUGGAGCACCCCUUAAUCCAAAUGCACAGGCUCUGAAUUCAAGGAAGAUCCGUUUCAACUGGCUACCCCCUCCUGGCAAAGUUGCAGGAUACAAGGUGAAAUACUGGAUCCAAGGGGACCCUGAAUCGGAGGCUCACCUGCUUGAUUCCAAAGUUCCUUCAGCAGAGCUCACCAACUUGUACCCCUAUUGUGAUUAUGAGAUGCAGUCCUGUGCCUACACUGCUAUGGAUGAGGGGCCUUACUCUGAAGUGGUUCAUUGCCGCACACUUGAGGAAGUUCCCAGUGAGCCUGGACGUUUGGCUUUCAAUGUGGUCUCCUCCACUGUGACACAGCUGAGCUGGGCAGAGCCUGCUGAGACUAAUGGACUAAUCACAGCCUAUGAAGUCACCUACGGACUUGUCAAUGAGGAAAACCGACAAGUGCACAGGCUUACUAUUCCUAACCCUACCCAGAACUCAGUGGUAGUAGAUGACCUGCUGCCAAACCAUUCCUAUGUCUUCAAAGUGAAGGCCCAAAGUGACGAAGGCUGGGGUCCAGAGAGAGAAGGAGUGAUUACUAUUGAAUCCCAAGUGGAUCCACACAGCCCUCUGAGUCCUGUUCCAGGUUCUCCAUUUACCUUAAGCACACCUAGUGCACCAGGGCCUCUGGUGUUCACAGCGCUGAGUCCAGAUUCUCUUCAACUGAGUUGGGAAAGACCCCGCCAACCCAAUGGGUCAAUUCUGGGCUACAUGGUCACCUGUGAGACACUACAUAGUGGAGGAGAACCCAGGAAUAUUUAUGUGGAGGGAGACAACCCAGAGACUACCUUGACGGUGCCUUACUUGAAUGAAAAUGUUCCAUAUAAGUUCAAAGUGCAAGCCAAAACCACACAAGGCUUUGGCCCUGAAAGAGAAGGCAUCAUCACCAUUGAAUCUCAAGAUGGAGGUGCUUUUUCUCAGUUUGGAACACAGCAGUUUACCAAGGAGGAAGUGUACAGUCUCCCCACAGAAUAUAGCACCAAAACCAGCGUCACUCACUCUGCCCUGGAUCCUUUAUAUGCAGAUGGCAUGCUGUUGACCACUCAGCGCAUGGAGAGUGGCAGCACCCUCACCCAACAAGUCACUCAAGAGUUUGUCAGCAGAACCAUGAUGUCUAACAGCAGUGGGACAUUCACCAGGCAGACAGACAGGCAGUUCUAUGAAGCCUGAGUCCAGAAGGGCGCCUGGAUUUCAACAGGGGAUGAUCUGAAAUGGACCCAUUCUGUGAUCAACUUCCAGACAAACUCAUGGCACCUGCUUUAUUGCACCAGUGUUGAAAGCAUUAGAUGUUGCUUUGAAACUCUACUGGGAAGAGGAUACAUGCAGACCAGGUGGAACCCUAAGACAUUAUGACAAGAGCUUUUUUUUAACAGUAACUUGGUUACGAAGGGCUAUUGCAAAGUUUUGAUUCAAGAUAUUGACUGUAUUGGCUGUUCAGAUGUCGUCACUGGAAGUUUGACCACACAGACCACAUAGGACUGAAUUGGUGUUUAAAUCAUCCCUUGAUGCCAUUCUAUAACAUUUUCCCCAUUUGUUCUAUUGUUAUUUCUUUCAUAAGUCCGCAGUCCUUUACCAACACUAUUAAUUCCACCAGCAAAAGCCUUUUGUCACACAAUACAUUAUUGCAAGUAAACCUGUUGGAACACCAGGGAUUUCUACUACAUUUCUGUCCAAAAUUCCGUGCUAAUAGAGUAUGGUACUGCAUUAGACGAUUAGUAUGGUGCAUAGCACCAUCUACAAUGCCUUAUCGAAAAAAAUGUUGCUUAAAGUACUGUACAGUUUAUUUGACAUACAUAUUAUGUAUUUUUUUUACAAAGGGUAUUUUAUUUCACCUAGCAACAUGGGACCAAAAUUCAGGCACUGAGCCUCAAAAUCUACCAAAGCAAACAUGGCAUUAUAAUCAAUGCCUUUAUCCCAAAUAGAGAAAGUGUUUCAUUUUGAGUGACCACAAUCAACAAAAUUUGCUGAACUCUACCUACAGCCCUCCCUUCCCUCUCACACCCUGGCAGUGGUGGCCAAGCAGCAAAGCAGGCUGGUGACAACAUUGACUAUGUCAGAGUCAUAGUCUUUGGCCUAGGCAUAUUGAGGUUCAGGCAUUUUUGCUUCCUUUUAUGUUUCCUCACAAGUGGCAGCAGUUUAAUUGUACAUGCACAUUGUAUAAUACAAGUGUUGGAUACUUUUGUGCAUUCACAAUGUACUAGGUCACACAGCUUCAUAGAUAGUGUAGUCAGUGACAGCAUCUAUAAGACUGUGCAGCUGUGAGGUGAAUCAGGCAUGAACAGGAGUACCUGCAGCUUACAUACUACACAGGCUUUGUCAAGGGCUGCUCCAAGAUGUGGGGCAAGAAUUUGUGGACAUCUGAUGUCCCUUAUCUAGAUGUGUGGAUGUUUGCAUUUAAUUCUGAGUUUUGCUAAUCCAUAACGAUAAUCAAACUCUCCCUGCAAACAUGAAAGUAGCAUAACAGAAAAGUUCUGCUCUAACCCAUCCUCUUUGAUGUUAGCGUUCAAUAGGCAAGAUCGUAAUGUACUGAAAUAUUCAAAACUAUGACCCCAAUCUAGUUUGAAUCCAUUAUAGCAUUAUUUUUUUCUCAUUCUCUGGUUCAAAAGCAAUGGUUUGCUCCAAAUUGUCUAAGAUAAUAGGGUGGAGGAGUAGCUAUAAAAGGACCAGAAUGGUCUAUCCAGAGAAAAUAAAGACAGAAACAACGCAGGAAAUACAUACUUGGACAUCUGUCUAGAGAUAAGCAACCUGUCCAUACAUUUCUUUUCUACAAUUGGUUUUUUACUUAUUUGUUUUGUUUAUUUAUUGGUAUUUAUGCACCUUUAACGUUGCAAUCUCUGAAAGAGCCAUUUUCCAUUUUGCUAAAAAAACACAUUCAAAAGAGCGGCCUGAAGUGACUCCUGUGAUGGCACUGGGUACGUUAUAGUGACUCUAAAGCCAUAAUUUCCUGUUUUGCAAGACUGUUCCCGUAAUGCUGUGGUUUUCCAAGCCAGACUUCUCAGUUAGAAGAUUGGCAACUUGUAAAAGACAGCUCAUCCAUUAUUAGUGUUCUGCACAGUGUAUGACAGUGAGACCCAGGAUAUGUGGCCAGUGGCCAUUAGAAUGUAUGAGUGUACAUUCUAAUGCAACAUGCUGUAGUAUCCUCUGCAAAACAUUGUGGCUCCAGGGCAAAAAAGUUCCCCUGCAGAAAAAUAUAUGCGGCAAGAGUCUCUGAUGGUAGAAACGUCGUCAUCAUGUUAACACAGUGGAAAAACUGGGGUCCCGUGUAACGUUUGCCUUUUGCUUUUCUUUUAAUUGACUUUUUGUUCGUAUUCUGAAUAAAUGCAGAACCAACUGUU